CCUCCAUAAACCCUCGAUUCUCCUCUGCCGCCAACCGUGAACUCUCUCCCUCUCCCUCUCUCGCCUAGGGUUUAUUCGCCAUGGACACUGAAGCAGGGGAGGAUGCCAAGAACGCCGGCGACGGAUCUCCCACAGCAGAGCAGGAGGACAAGGAACAGGGGGAUGGCUCGUCCGCGGCGCCGCAUGAGGCCGGAGGAGAGGAGAGCAAGGAGGAGGAGGGCGGUGAUGUGGCGAAGGAGAAAGUAGAAGGUGAGAAGCGGAAGCGAGGGAGGAAGAGGAAAGCGGCGUUGGACAAGAGCGGAGAGGAGGGGGAGGGGAUGCCGAAGGAGAGGAAGCGGCGGUCGGUGGUCGUGCGGGAAGGAGCCACCCCGGUGGAGAGGCCGUCCAGGGAGCGGAAGACCGUCGAGAGGUUCUCGGAGAUGUCCCUUCCGAGGUCUCCCGUGCCGAAGACUUUGUCUUUCAAGCAGGGUUCCGGAGAGAAGCUGAAAGACAUUCCAAAUGUUUUUUUUAAGUUGUCAAAACGAAAAGCUGAUGACAACCUUCAAGCGCUUCAUGGCAUUCUUUUUGGAAGGAAAGCAAAUGUACAUUAUCUUAAGAGAAAUAUUCUCCAGUUCUCUGGAUUUGUUUGGAGCGAGAAUGAGGCAAAGCAGAGGGCAAGGUUUAAAGAAAAGCUUGAUAAGUGUAAGAAGGAAAGGUUGCUUGAUUUCUGUGACUUACUUGAUAUUCAUGCUGUAAAAGCCUCUUCCAAAAAGGAAGAAAUUAUAGCAAAUUUGAUGGAAUUUUUGGAAUCUCCUUGUGUAACUAGAGAUGUAGUACUUGCUGAAAAGGAAGAAAAGAAACGAGGGAGGGCAAAGGGAAGAAGUCAUUCAACACCUGGAGAAGCAUCUUCAGAUAGACGAAUUAAGCACCUCUUAAUGUGCAGAAACAAAGAAAGAGCCACAAGCAAUCAGCUCAAGACGAGAACGAGGAUAAUGAAGAGGGUGCUUCAGUUGACACAAAGGAAGCAUCUAGUGAUGGCGAAGGUGAUGGGCAUGCACUGGAAGAGAGUGAUCGUGAUCUGGAUCAUGAAGAAAAUGAGGAAGAUGAGCAAGAGGAGCCUGAAGCCACUAAUAAAAGAUGAACCAAAUUCAACCCAUGGAAACAAAAAGGGUUCUUCCAAGGAGAUGAACAAGCAAGACUCAAGGGCCUCAACAGAAGAGAAAUCUGCAAUGAGAAAGAAUUCUGCUAAGGUUACUAAAAGUGCCUUAUCAUCACCAAGAAAAAGUGAUCCCGUGGAUGAUAGUGAUUCCGAGCCACGUUCAACCACCAAAAGCAAACAGGAGCGUGGAAGGAAGGGACGGGCAAUUGAGAAACCUCCAGCUACCAAGGAAAACACCAGGAAGAAAAGAUCUGCUAAGUCAGAGUCAAAGGUUACGGAGAAAAAACGAGGAAAAGUCAAGACUAGUAAGGUCACCAACAGUGAACCUAGCACAGAGGAGUUGCAUGCUGUUGUGAGUGAUAUACUGAAAGAAGUGGACUUCAAUACUGCAACUUUGGCCGAUAUUCUGAGACAGUUAGGGGCUCGCUUCAAGAUGAAUCUGAUGGACAGAAAAGCGGAAGUGAAGCGCAUAAUUGAGGAUGUCAUAAACAGUAUGUCUGACGAUGAAGACGGUGAGGAUGAAGAUCGUGCCGAAGAUGCCAAGGAGGACGACACAAAGGAAGGUUCUGAUGAUGGAGAUGGUGAUAAGUAGCUCGGUUGGAUGGGUUGACAAAUUAGCACCUUCCUCGUGUAUGCGUGGCAUACUAGCACCAUGCUAAAUCCUAUUUUAUCUUCGGAAAAUGUGAUACUGGUGGCUUGGGUAACCCUAACCAUUUCAUAGAAAUGUGUAUUCAACUGCUGCGGUAGCUAAUUCGUGUUGUUCCAUUAGCUCAUUGUACAAUAGCCUUAAUUUUAUGGAAGAUUUUCCUUUAGCUUUA
Musa acuminata subsp. malaccensis (wild Malaysian banana) is the source of this 1956-nucleotide messenger RNA. Its product is annotated as DEK domain-containing chromatin-associated protein 1. Gene Ontology annotation, biological process: regulation of double-strand break repair; chromatin organization. Gene Ontology annotation, cellular component: nucleus. Gene Ontology annotation, molecular function: histone binding; DNA binding. The record is from RefSeq and is a predicted model, not a curated record. Lineage: Eukaryota; Viridiplantae; Streptophyta; Magnoliopsida; Zingiberales; Musaceae.